Ornithodoros turicata is the source of this 5126-nucleotide messenger RNA. RefSeq names its product neuroligin-4, Y-linked-like. Gene Ontology annotation, molecular function: neurexin family protein binding; signaling receptor activity. Bases 867 to 3524 code for a protein of 885 amino acids. The transcript is spliced from 10 exons. Gene Ontology annotation, cellular component: postsynaptic membrane; plasma membrane; synapse. Gene Ontology annotation, biological process: neuron cell-cell adhesion; presynaptic membrane assembly; modulation of chemical synaptic transmission. NCBI's taxonomy places the organism in Eukaryota, Metazoa, Arthropoda, Arachnida, Ixodida, Argasidae. The record is from RefSeq and is a predicted model, not a curated record.
UUGGCAAGAUUGAAAAAAAAGAAGAAUUUGUAGUACGUGUUUUUUCUCGAAGUGCGCGAACGAUUUCAUCGCCGUGCUGACUGGAUCGGAGGAGUGUUUUGAUGUGUGGAAGGAUUCGGUGCAGUUGGGAGAGUACGGGUGUUGUGCAUUUCGUGUCGACGGCGGAGUGGUAUGAAGUGGCAGCGCCGGUUUAGAACGGUGAGCGCAUUUGGGAGGGACGGCCUGUGAGUGAAUGCACGUGCAGGAGCUCGGAUCUGUGCUGAUACGGUUGAAACUGGUGAGCUUCGAAGAAGUCUUACUAUCUGCGUGGAGAGAAAUGAAGUUGUGACUUUGAAUGGUUUUGCAUCGUUCGGAGGAAAUACCCCGCACAUUCUCGUGUGAUCUGACAGCUGAGAAGGAAAGGAAUAUGAAGAAAGAAAAUGAAUGCGUCAAGGAAUGUGGUUGCGUGCGACUAGUGUCCGUUCAAGCUGACUAGGUGCCACUUAGGAAACUUACUGCGCUUCCACUACUUUCAGGAACGGUUUUCCUGCGAGGAUCUCUGAGCUGAUACUCUGAGAAAGGGAAAAAAAAAACGUGCACAAUGUGGAUGAUGGUAUUACGAGGAACAAUUAUCUAUAUUUGUCGAGCCCAUAACGAUUUUUAUCGCGAGUGAACAGUAAUGCCGUCGUAGGAUGUGUUGUGUCCGCACAACUGGAAACGUCGAAUUUCCGUGAUAUCAUUUCGUACACUGUUCAUCGCCUCCUAUGGGACAGCCCCACAAAGUGGCAGCUAAAACAUCGGGCAAUUAUCCUUGGCCAACUCUUUGCACAACUUCUUCCACGAGGAGUUCUUGAUGCUCGGUUCGACCCGUAGCACUCAUUGAAACCAUGCAGGGAAAAGCAUCGUCUCUCUUCACCGGCACUGCAGCUGUGUUCAUUUUGGUGGUCUCCUUCUCCACUGGAGAACCGCAACGGACGACCACGGCUUCGUCUUCGUCGUGGCGUCCGAGUCCCCGUGUCGUGCGGACAAAAUACGGCCAGCUCCGAGGACGCGUGGUGAGCCCGGCGUCGAGGUUUGGGACCCAGCUUCAACCCGUGGAGGUGUUCCUCGGAGUGCCCUACGUGAGCCCCCCACUGGGUACGCUCAGGUUCAUGCCGCCGGUGAACUCUCCGCACUGGGACGACGUGCGUGACGCGGGUACGCACGGCCCUUCGUGUCCGCAGAGGGUACCGGAAUUCCUCAAGAACGAAACGGUUGCCGCACUUAUGCAGAUGCCGACCGCGCGAAUGGAGAGGUUACGGCGUCUUGCGGCGGCGGCCUCAGCUAACCAGAGCGAGGACUGUCUUCAUCUGAACAUCUAUACACCUGUGUCAGUGGCACGCGACCCGGCGAAACUACCAGUGAUAAUGUUCAUCCACGGCGAGUCGUACGAAUGGAAUUCGGGCAACUCCUACGACGGAUCCGUGCUGGCCAGUUACGGCAAUGUGCUCGUCGUCACCAUUAACUACAGGCUCGGCAUUCUGGGCUUCCUACCAGCUAUGGACGGGGCAUCGCGGGCUAACAAUGGGCUGUUGGAUCAAAUAGCGGCGCUGCAUUGGAUUCAAGAAAACAUCGACGUCUUCGGAGGCGAUCCACGCAAUGUCACCAUCUUGGGUCACGGCCACGGCGGAGCAUGUGUCAAUUUCCUCAUGAUGUCGCCCAUGGCACGAGGCAUAGGUCUCUUCCGAAGAGCAAUCAUGAUGUCUGGAUCAGCACUGACUCCCUGGGCCGUGGCGCGAGAUUCGGUGAACUACACCAAACAAAUCGGACAGGCUUUGGGAUGCCCAGUGACUGAAGCUGGCGCGCUGGGUGACUGUCUCAGGCACCGGCCAGUACAAGACCUCAUGGACGUGUCCCUCAGCGUUCCAGACCAUCUCAGCGCGUUUGGUCCCACCAUUGAUGGAACGGUCGUCCCACGGGAGCCACGAGACGAAAUGGCCAUGUCAGGCAGCUCGUAUGCGGACUAUGACCUGCUCUUUGGUGUCGUGCGGUUCGAGUCCUACUACAUGUUCAGUGCUCACGAAGAAAAACACGGCUUUGAGGUUGACCGACGAGACCGAAUUUUGCGCACUCUGGUACGCAACCUCUACUCCUACCACCAGCAGGAAAUCUUCUUGACCAUAGUGAACGAAUACACGGACUGGACCCGCUCCGUUCAGCACCCCGUCAGCAUCCUGGAAGAAACAGCCGAGGCCCUGAGCGACGCCCUGGUCGUGGCCCCGGUCGUGGAAGCCGGGACGCUGCACGCUGCCGCGGCUGCAAGGCGUGGAGAGACUCCGAAAAGCACAUCGCACCUCUAUCUAUUCGGCUAUCACUCCGAGGAAUCACCGUUCUCGCAAAAGGGUGGAUGCAUGCACGGAGAAGACCUGCCCUACGCGCUCGGUGUUCCGCUGCUGGGGCACGGCGGUCCCUUCUAUGGCAACUAUUCCAGACAGGAGGCAGCGUUGUCGGAAACGACGAUGGCGUACUGGGUGCGCUUUGCGAAAACUGGGUCUCCAAACAUCACUACAUCUGAUACAGAUUCGGAGCGAGCAAAGGGUAGGGUUGAGAAAAUUGGUUGGCCUUCCUACGACCCUGUACAUCAGAAGUACAUCACCAUAGGAACAAAACCAAAGAUCCGCGACCACUACCACGUCCACAAACUUUCCUUGUGGACCCAGCUGAUUCCUAAGCUCCAUCGACGAGGCGGUAUCGACGUGCCCCGUUCCCACCACCUCCUGGAAGACUUCGACGACCCGGCCUCCUACGACGGCAUCGUCCGAGACGUCCCCGACCUCCCUUUCGUCCCGUCUCCCUCUCCAACCCCGCCGCUUCCCCACUCGACUGUCGACUCCGGGGGAGGCCACGGUCCGCUGACAACGAGCAGUGCUGGGGCGGGACGGUCGAGAAACCAGGACUCCAAUGGACGCGUGACGACCCCUGGCGAUCCUAGCCAGACGGACUCGCAAGCUAUGGCCAUGCCACAAGGGACGUACUCAACGGCGCUUGGUAUUACCAUUGCUGUGGGUUGCUCGUUGCUCGUCCUCAACAUCCUCAUCUUCGCUGGAGUCUGCUACCAGAGGGAUAAAGGGAGGGAUCGGGACCGCAACAAGAAGAGGCCUUUUGAGCCUCCUCCACUGAACGAUGACAGCGUGUCCCCCCACCAAACGCCUCAGACGCCAUCUAUCCUGACGGGUGGCACCUUGAAACGACCCCCACCGUCUUCCCCCUGCGCUCAUCUGGGCGGCUGUGGACACGACUUCCAACCGCCCACCAUCCUUGGUGGGGGAGGAGGAGGCCUCAACUGCCUACCUGUGGCGCCACCUAAGGUUCCUCCGAAGCCGAAUGCUCUGCUUCAGCUGGACCUUCCCGAAGCUCAACCGUUGUUGCCGUUGGGUGCUGCACCGGUAGGGGCGAGAAUGGUGCCCUCUACGGUGCAGCAGCAACACCAGCAGAUGCAUAACACAGGAGGGGGAGGCACACUCAUGAGGCCACAGCACAACAACUCCCAGGAGCUGUGCGUGUGAUGUCUUCCGGGAACGGCGUGAAGAAACGACCGUCUAGCAACCGUGAUCCACUUCCUUUCCACGUAGCUGCAGAUUCGUAGCCGUGCCAAAGGCGGCCACUCUGCGGCGCCACCACUACGAAGCAGAGAAGCCGAAAGUGAGCCAAGCCAAGCCGGCGAGCGAGCCACAGCUGCACAUCACGUGGAAGGAAGGGUCAUGAACGCUGAACAAGGAGGAUGAUCAGCGGUCUCGUUUUUGUACGCGGUUUUCAUACAUCCGCCUCUCUCUCUCUCUCCGGGACAGAGCUCCUUGAACCGUGCUUGUGCUCGGAAGUGCGUGAGUGAGCGUGGCUAAUGGACAGAGACCGACGGAAGAGAGUGUACAGGAAAAGUACAUACAUUCAAUACAUAUUACACCCUCAUAUACGUGUACAGCUGCACAAGCGGGUACCUCAUCAUCAUCACCAUCAUCACUCACUCACUGCUGGACCUCUGUUCUCACGAAAAAGUGUGUGUGUGUGUGUGUGUGUGUUUUAUUUCCUAAACGCCAACGACCCGUCAAGCGACGACUGUUUUGUGGGCUUGGUCGUGAACAUGUUGUUUUUCUAAAUGUGUGGUUAGUGCCUUUUCCGUUGUAGGUGGAGACAAUACAGUGAACACAUAAAUGAUGCGUUGAGACUUUUCUGCGAGAGGAAAGAAUAGCGUACUGUCACAUGGCCGAAGAAUGUGUUUCUGGUGUGCUGGUGCGCGCAUGGCUGCUUGUCAAAGGGAGUCGUGUUUGAUAAAGUUUGGAUAUAGUAGUUUGCAAAGACUGAACUGAUAAGGAGUUAUGAAAGCUUACAACCUGUGAGUGUUGGUACAGACCACCUCGUAAACGGUCAUUCUAAUUCACGAACGCAUUCAACUUUUGAAAAUCUCACUCCAAAACGGAAAUUCCAAUAGUAACGAAAAGAGAAGGAAAUAUAACAUGUUGGACAUGACCACAUAUAGAAGAUAAUGAUAAUUAAUGAUAUAACGACAAUUAUAUGAUAAUGAUGAUAAUGACUGGCUUUGGGUCGUGAGACAACUGCACACCAAAAUGAUCAUAACUGUAUCUCCUCCUGCUGUAUUCCGGGUGGCUUUAAAGCUGGCCUAGCAUACCACGUGAUGGAACGUUCAUUUUCAGGACUCUCGACGUUUACCUGGAAUGAGUAGGAAAGUAUGUUUUCGUUCAUUUCCUUGCAAAUUAAGCUACAUCUGGUGAAAAAGCAAACAGCCACGCGAAUUACAGUAUCCCAUCCAAGUUUACGUGCCUUGCUUUAUUUGACCCCCUCCGCUACAAAUGUGCAGAGGUUAAUUAGAAGAGUUCAACUGAGGUACUAUGGCAGCUUUAGUUUUUCGACACGAGCGACUAUGGUAGUGAAUGCUUACACGCAAAGAGGAACACGAACUUGAAUUAAAAGGCCCUCUUCCAAAUAGGUAUGUGAAGAAACGUUUCGAGUACAAUAUCUGGAAAGCGUUGGUAACCUUUCCACAAAAGUAAAGGCUCCUGGAGUUCAAGUAACCGGCAGCUGAAACGCGUGUUCAGCGGGGUUGUCCUAAAAUACCUGUCAUGUCUGAAGUUGAAAUAAACGCAUCUUGUGCA